UUCAAUGCACGUUAAUGAGGGGCAACUUGAAUAAGCAAAAGUGUUCUUAAUCACAGAAGCACCUGCCAACCGAACGCCCGAACGUCCAAGCAUUGGAGCCAAGCGAGGAUCUGAAACACACGCACAGCGUCGUUGGAAACACGGGGAAUUCGCAUUCAUCAAGGCAGAGGCUUGAGCUACAAUCUAAAUAACAACUUGCAAUAGCCUCGGUCAUCCAGAAAAGACACGUGACUGACAGCAGUACUCGCCAGUGAAACAUUAUUGGCAGGUCGUUCUGUCACUGCCGGUGUACUGUGAGUGUAAACCGGGUACAUGGGUGGAGAAAAAACAUAACUUCCCGCAGUGUCCGCGGCUGGUUUUCACAUCUGUCUUUUGUACCACUAGGACUACUGCAUCUGUUGUGCACGGUGUGGAAGUUCUUUAUUGUUUUAAACACAGCGGCGUCCACCUGCUUCUUCAUCAUGGACUGGUUCUAUCAGCGAUUCCACAAAGACUCGCUUUCUCUAACCAUUCCCCGUCCUGGAUGUGUUUCAAUUUUCCUGGUGAUGCUGCUGUCGUUGGUGGUGUACCCGGUUCUGAAGACUGUGAGUCUGCAGCUGCACUCUGCAUUCACAGGGAGCUACGUUUCAGGGUUCAAUUCCGUAGCCCUUAUAAGCUGUCCGAAUGAGCAGGUGGCAAAGGACAUUGCCAGAGCUGUAAUGGAGAAGAGACUGGCUGCUGGUGUGAACAUUUUACCAAAGAGCUCUUCCAUGUACUACUGGAAAGGUGAAAUUGAAGAAGCUACUGAAAUCCCGCUGCUGAUAAAGACAAGGACUUCAAACAUCCCCAAACUGUCAGAGUAUGUGAGGUCCAUCCAUCCUUUUGAGGUCCCUGAAAUAAUUAGCUUUCCGAUCGAUCAGGGAAACCCACUUUUCAUGAAGUGGAUAGAGGAAGCAGUUCGAGACGAAUGAUCCCCGGACCAACAGGGCCGUUCCCAGCACGUGGGGCUUGAAGCCAGGACAAUGUAGAGAACAGAGACCAAACCAGAUUAUCUUUCUGCAAACCGAGAUGUCUUUAAUGAUCUUUUUAAAUUGUGUUUCUUACCUGUUCUUCUAUAUCGACUCACCGCUGUAAGGAGGACUGAAAAUCAUCAAUCAAUCUCUGUUCCAGCUGUCAAGCCAGCUGCCUCUUCACCUGCUGAACCAAAGUAAUGAAUGCUCCCAAGCUACGGAACUCUGGAGGCAACAUUCCAUCCUUAGAAUGUUCCUGCCCGUGCUCUUUGGGCACUUAACCAGUAGGGGUCACUGUAAGAUGGUAAGAUGGACUGUACUGAUAGUUUUCCUCACUACAGUCAAAGCAGCGCUCCUUGUGGGCCCAGAGAUUUGCACUUUUGAGCCAGCAGGAUUCAUUGCUCGCCAUGCACCUGGCAAUGCCUACAAUAGAAACCACCAGAUAUCUUUAUUUUUGUGGAAAGGCGGAAGGCAGUCUAACUCUGUUGACUGAAUGACACCGUUCUCACGCAGCUCUCCGGAAAUAUUUAGAAGAGAGUUCAGCUUUCAGUUCUGCUUCGUGGUUUAAAAAAAAAAGAAUCUAUGCUAAUGUUAACAUUCUUUGUUUAAGCCACAGAAACCCCUUAAUCAUUUACACUGGAGCUCUUGUGGAGCAAAUCAUACAGCUCUAUGUAUAUUUGCCAUGACAAAUCCCCCUAUGUUUUAUAUUGACAGCUUCACCUUUGUUCAAGUUUAAAGUUUGUUUGAAUAUGCGGCAGUUAUUCACCAGGGACCAGCACAAACUUAGUCAAAGAGGAUGAAUGGACUUUUAAAGGGAAACAGGUUUGAUUUUAUGUGUAAACAUGGUACUGAACUCUCACCAUGUUUGCUAUGAAUAAAACCCUUGUCAACAUUGAAGCAAUUUCAACUUGACGUGUUACCUUCUUUUUAAACUUACAGACUUCACACUGCUAUUGCAGUAUAGGACAGAUAACUCCACUCAGAUGACUAAAUCAAUAUCCUAGUUAUCUUUCUGUAAAGUUACUUAGCGCUGAGUUAAACACACAUACAAUUAGAAAAGUCAAGAGGACAGAUGUCUUGGCAAAUGUGUUAUUAGUUACCUAUUUAAACUUGACUCAUAAUUUAUGAUUGAGUGUUUGAAGUGUAUGGACACAUGUUCAAGCAUAUUUAUACAACGUCUUUAUUUAUUAGAUGUAUUUAAUAAAAUAGAAUUUGAAGCUUUAA
This is a messenger RNA of Acipenser ruthenus (sterlet), 2213 nucleotides long. RefSeq names its product protein CutA homolog. Lineage: Eukaryota; Metazoa; Chordata; Actinopteri; Acipenseriformes; Acipenseridae. The coding region runs from base 462 to 950 and encodes 162 amino acids. Gene Ontology annotation, biological process: response to metal ion. The transcript is spliced from 6 exons. The record is from RefSeq and is a predicted model, not a curated record. Gene Ontology annotation, molecular function: copper ion binding.